Rhodamnia argentea is the source of this 3857-nucleotide messenger RNA. RefSeq names its product disease resistance protein L6-like. The record is from RefSeq and is a predicted model, not a curated record. The transcript is spliced from 5 exons. NCBI's taxonomy places the organism in Eukaryota, Viridiplantae, Streptophyta, Magnoliopsida, Myrtales, Myrtaceae. Gene Ontology annotation, molecular function: ADP binding. Gene Ontology annotation, biological process: signal transduction; defense response. The coding region runs from base 309 to 3650 and encodes 1113 amino acids.
UCUCUCUCUCUCUUUUCUCCUGUGGCGACCUUCGAUCUUUCUCUCUGUCAAGUUUUGCCAGAGUCGCGUUUGUCUCCAGCUUCGCUUCGAUGUCUUCAUAGAAUGCUUCGCAUUUCAAGUCUUUUGUCACUUUGAUCUCUGCGUUCUCCAUUUCUUCCGCAGUUUGCCAUACUGAACAUACCCACCCAUCUGUUACUUUUUUUCCUUCUUUUGUUUUAAAAUUUUGCCCAAUUCAUGUCCUGCCUCAAGCAAGCUCGUCGACAUUCUGUUCAGCUCGAGUCUUUCUCAAGUCUCAUUCGCUACGUGCGAUGGCACCAGCCACUCUCACUUCAGGAAUGAAGUUCGAGGUGUUCCUGAGUUUUAGGGGACCGGAUACGCGGGAUAACUUUACUAGUUGCCUCUAUCAUGACAUGGCUGAGAAAGGAAUACGAGUCUUCAAAGACAGUGAAGAGCUCCGAGUGGGUCAGAAGAUUGAGGGAGAGAUCUUGCAAGCCCUUGAAGACGCUCAAAUCUACAUCCCCAUCUUCUCUACGGGAUUUGCUUCCAGUGCAUGGUGUCUCCGUGAGGUUGCACACAUGGUAGAUUGUACAUUAAAGUCGGACGGGAAGAAGGUGAUCCUUCCUGUUUUCUUCGAUGUGGAGCCAGACGAUGUCAAACUUAAAACCAAUUUGUACAGAGAUGCCCUGUCUGAGCAUGAGAAGAAGUAUAGCUCUCAUGAAGUGAAGCGCUGGGAAGAUGCUCUUGUUGAGGUUCCGACUAAAGUAGGUUGGAAGCUGGAGGGAAAAGGGUAUGGGGAACUUACAAAACUGAUUGUUCGAGAGCUUCUUGUUAAGUUGAAGGGGAAGAACAGACCUCUCCCAUAUCAUCUAGUUGAAACGGAUGAUCUAGCACGCAUAGAGGAAUUGUUGGAUAUUGACUCUGAUGACCAUGUACGUUUCGUUAUAAUCCAUGGGACGGGCGGUAUUGGUAAAUCAACUCUUGCUAGUGUUAUCUUCAACCGAUUCCGGUCUAAAUUCGAUUGCAGUAGUUUUCUCGAUGAUGUCCAAAGUCAUGGUCUUAUAGAUAUGCAAAAGAAAUUAUUAUCCGAAACAUUGGGCUCGAAUUCUGCUCAAGAAAUCUAUGACACCAACGAUGGAAUCGAUCGCAUAACAAGGGGACUUGGCAAAAGGAAAAUUCUGAUUGUUGUCGAUAAUGUGGAUGAGAAGAAGCAACUCGAGAACUUGGCAGGGAGCUGUGAUUGGUUUGGUUGUGGUAGUAGAGUCAUUAUCACAUGUAGGGACCUAAGGACAAUACGAAAUACAGACAAUCAAAAACGACCUAGCAAUUACAUGGACUACUCAGUAAAGGAGAUGCCUUUGGAUCAAGCGAUUCAGCUUUUCAGCAAGCAUGCUUUCAGAAGCAAUCCUCCUACGAAAGAUUGCUAUAAUUUCUCAAAAGAAGUCGUUUUAAGCGUAGGAAAGCUUCCUUUGACACUGGAAGUCGUGGGUUCUCUUUUUGCCAACACAGUCAGGUCAGAGUGGGAUGAGACAUUCGAGGACUUAAAGCAAACCCCAUAUAAGGACGUCCGACAAUCACUGAUGAUAAGUAUUAACAAAUUGGACGAAAUAGAAAAAGCCAUAUUCAUAGACAUAGCAUGCUUUUGUAUCGGGGAGGAUAAGACUUAUGCGGACUACAUGUGGCGAAGUAGCGGCUAUUCUCCACAUGGCGCGAUUGAUGUUCUUCUCCUCAUGUCGUUGAUAAAGAUCAAUGAGCACAAUAGAUUCUGGAUGCAUGAUGAAGUUCGAGACCUAGGAAGGUACAUAGUCAAAAGAGACAAUGUUGAAGAUGCUGGAAAGCGCACUUGGGUGUGGAUUGAUGAGAAUACUUUAGACAUGCUGAGGAGCAAUGAGGAAAAACAAGCCGUACGAGCACUCAGUGUGGGUAUUAGUCAUGACUUCACACCUGAAGAGUUAGUCCGUUUGCCAAAGCUGAGGUUCCUUGGAGGGGAAAGAAUGAAUUUCGUGGGCGACUUCAAAAAUCUUCUUCGUAAUCUUAAAUGGCUUUCUUGGCGUCAUUGCCACUUGGAUUUUUCACCAACGAAUCUUGACCUAGUGAAUUUGGUCGUGCUCGACCUUUCACAAAGCCGCAUCACCGACGACUGGGUUGGAUGGUUACAAAUCGAGAUGGUAAAAAAGUUGAAAGUUCUAGAUUUGACGCACUGCAAAGAGUUAACCAAGACACCUGAUUUUUCUGAGUUUAGCAAGUUGGAGAAAUUGAUUCUCGCUUGGUGUGUGAAAUUGUCUACGAUUGAUGGCUCAAUCGGUAAGCUAAAACUUUUAAGCACUCUAAAUAUCCAGGGAUGUCAUUCCCUCCAAGGGUUGCCUGAUGAAAUUGGUUCUCUAGAAUGCUUGUCGGAAAUUGUCAUGCCCUCCGGAGUCAAACCAUUCAAGCUUUUCGAGACACUAGGCAAUCUAAAAUCAUUGACACAAUUUGAAAUUCGACUUCAUUAUGGUAUUAGCCGACUUCCCCAUUCCAUUGGAAGGUUAAUGAAUCUUACAAAGUUGAGUUUCCAUGCAUGCAAGAAUCUAUAUGAGCUUCCAGACUCUAUUGGGGAAUUACAAUCUUUGGUCGAGUUGGAUUUGCAAUUAUCGGGGAUCUCCAUUCUCCCUGAUGCCAUUGGAAAGCUGAAGAGACUAAAGGUCAUUAGGUUGGGACACUCAAAGAUACACACGAUACCUUGUGCUCUAGGAGGGGUGGAGAUGUUGGAAUUGCUCGAUGCAUCGUUUUGUUCGUAUCUCAAGGGUAAAGUCCCAUGGGAAUGGUGGAGCCUGACCCGUCUGAGAAUCUUGGACUUAUAUAGGACCCCAAUCUCUAGAGUGCCGACAAACCUCAGUGGUUUCUCUAACCUCCAAGAGCUUAAAAUUUCAAGCCACCAGCGUCACCCGUUGCUAGAGCUUCCCUCGAGUUUAAAAUGUCUCGUUGUUGAAGCUGCUAAAUUUCCUGUUCUUCCCAACCUCUCGAGCCUAGUUGAUUUACAUCAUCUUGAAGUGUGUGGAAGCCGACGACCCAUGAGCGCGAACGAGGAUAUUUGGCCUGGGAAGGAUGAGGAUAUCCCUCAAUUCCCUGUUUUUCCCGACCUCUGUGGCCCAAAGAAUCAAGUUUCAGAUUUUUUGGUCUUCAAAAGAUUGGAGAAAAGAGGCUUGUCUGCCGUUGAAUACUUGGUGAGGUUAAGGGAAUUGAAGAUAUCGUCGUGGGAAUUCCUGGAGAGCACACCCGAUCUAUCGGCCUUGAAGAGGCUACAAGACUUGCAUCUCAGUGGCUUGCCCAAGCUAGCGGAGGUUCCAGGUUUGGGGAAACUGGAAUCGCUGAAGUUUCUAUGCAUCGGGUGGUGUAAUGUGAUCCCACAAUUGCCUAAUCUCUGGAAGUUGAAAAAUCUACAGCGUCUCAAGCUAUAUUAUUGUAGCAUGUUGAGAACCGUCGAAGGGUUGAAAGAGUUGAAUUCUUUGAAGAAAGUAGAGAUCCAAAAAUGCAUGUCCCUGGAAAGGUUGCCCGAUUUGCCGGCAUUCACCAAAUUGUAUACAGAUUGGAUGCCGCCAAAAGCUGCAAAACUCACCGUUCAAUCUACCAUGCCGAGGAAACGAUCAUGGCUUUCGAUGUUGCUGGACAAAUAAGCUUGAAGCAGGAUGUAUCAUCCCGAAAGGUGAGUGGUUUUGUAUUCCUCUCAGAUUUCCUUGUGAAUCCAAAUUGUGCCUCGGUGGUACUGGGUCCAAUGGGGUUAGGUUCUUCCACUUGGCCCGCUGGACGAGCACGAAAGGUGGGGAAGCAUAGCCCUGUCGAAAGUUCCAGGUAUUAAGAUGAUGUUUUCAUUUCAGAUUGAA